Messenger RNA from Lepidothrix coronata (blue-crowned manakin), 4350 nucleotides. RefSeq names its product tetratricopeptide repeat domain 39C (gene TTC39C). Gene Ontology annotation, molecular function: protein binding. The transcript has 14 exons. The coding region runs from base 131 to 1858 and encodes 575 amino acids. NCBI's taxonomy places the organism in Eukaryota, Metazoa, Chordata, Aves, Passeriformes, Pipridae. The record is from RefSeq and is a predicted model, not a curated record. Gene Ontology annotation, biological process: otolith morphogenesis; cilium assembly.
GCAGCGCGCGCCCAGGCAGCGCCGAGCCGCCCGGGAAGGGGCGGGCGGGCAGGUGGGUGGGUAGGUAGAUAGGUAGGUAGAUUAGAUAGAUAGAGGAGAGCCGGCUGGGUCCCGCUACCUCCUGACCGUCAUGGCCGGCUCGGAGCAGCCGCCGCCGCGGGAGGACGGGGAGACGCCGCUGCCCAUCGAGGACGCGGAGCUGGCGCUGGCCGGCAUCAACAUGCUGCUGAACAACGGCUUCCGCGAGUCCGACCAGCUCUUCAAGAAAUACAGAAACCAUAGCCCAUUAAUGAGUUUUGGAGCCAGUUUUGUCAGCUUUUUGAAUGCCAUGAUGACAUUUGAAGAAGAGAAAAUGCAACUGGCAUGUGAUGACUUAAAGGCUACAGAGAAACUUUGUGAAAGUGAAGAAGCUGGAGUUAUAGAAACAAUCAAGAAUAAAAUUAAAAAGAAUGUUGAUGGACGAAAAUCCACUCUAUCCAUGAUAGAUCGUCUACAAAGACAAAUAAUUGUAGCAGACUGUCAAGUCUACUUGGCUGUGCUCUCAUUUGUAAAACAAGAGUUAUCAGCUUACAUAAAAGGUGGGUGGAUACUCCGAAAAGCCUGGAAAAUUUACAAUAAGUGCUAUACGGACAUUAACACACUUCAGGAAAUAUAUCAGAAGAAAACAACUCAGGAAUCCUUGACUUCUGAUGCUGCAAAUGAUAAUCAUAUUGCUGCAGAAGGUGUAACGGAGGAUUCGCUAAACAGACUGAAAGGUGCUGUUAGCUUUGGAUAUGGACUUUUUCAUCUUUGCAUAUCCAUGGUGCCCCCAAACCUGCUCAAAAUCAUCAACCUGCUGGGUUUUCCUGGAGACCGCCUACAGGGGCUUUCCUCACUGAUGUAUGCAAGUGAAAGUAAGGACAUGAAGGCCCCUUUAGCUACAUUGGCUCUCUUGUGGUACCACACAGUUGUUCGCCCCUUUUUUGCCCUUGACGGCAGCGAUAACAAGGCAGGAUUGAAAGAGGCAAAAGAAAUUCUUGCAAAAAAAGAAUCUGCUUAUCCAAAUUCUUCUCUGUUCAUGUUCUUCAAGGGAAGGAUACAGCGAUUAGAGUGUCAAAUCAAUAGUGCCUUGACCUCAUUUCAUACUGCUUUGGAACUUGCAACAGACCAAAGGGAGAUUCAGCAUGUCUGCUUAUAUGAAAUAGGUUGGUGCAGCAUGAUAGAGAUGAACUUCAAAGAUGCAUUUGAAUCCUUCGAAAGGCUUAAAAAUGAAUCCAGGUGGUCCCAAUGCUACUAUGCGUAUUUAACAGCAGUGUGUCAAGGAGCCACUGGUGAUGUCAGUGGUGCUCAGAAUGUGUUCAAGGAAGUUCAGAAGCUUUUCAAAAGAAAAAACAAUCAAAUUGAACAAUUUUCAGUGAAAAAGGCAGAUAGAUUUAGAAAACAAAUGCCGACCAAAGAGCUGUGUGUCCUGGCAUCCAUUGAAGUAUUAUACUUAUGGAAGGCCCUUCCAAACUGUUCCCUCUCGAACUUACAGCAUAUGAGUCAAGCUUGUCAGGAUGUUGAUGAUUCAUCGGCUGUUGGUUUGAGGAAUUUGCUUCUUGGUGCCAUACACAAAUGUUUAGGAAAUUCUGAAGAUGCCAUUCAGUACUUUCAGCGAGCUGCAAAAGAUGAACUCUGCCGUCAAAGCAACUUGUACGUCCAGCCAUAUGCUUGCUAUGAACUUGGCUGUAUUCUGUUAGACAAUCCAGAGACUGUGCCAAGAGGCAAAACCUUACUGCUCCAAGCCAAGGAGGAAUUUUCUGGCUAUGACUUUGAGAACAGAUUGCACGUCCGCAUACAUGCAGCCUUAGCCUCUCUAAGGGAAGUAGUUCCACAGUGAUGAACAGCAAGUCUUGUUAUCCUUUCCCACAGUUUCUGCACUUUAGGAUGAAGCAGAAGAAAGAGCUGUUGGGAAGACCAGCUUUUCUUCUGAAAACCACUUGUGCCAGAGACACUUUCCCAGUAUGGUCAGAGUUGGUAUGGCUUAGUAAAACAUUACAAUUUUAACUAAAGGUAAAUCAACCAGGAAGAAGGUUAAGUGACCUUGUGUUUUUAACUCAUUGUUUUUUAUUUUGUUUAAACCAAGCUGAACACAAUUGCUUGCAACUGUGGGUGAGCCUAAAGAAGCACACGUAAUUUACUUAAACAAUAUUGGCAAAUGUGAUUUUUACCUUUUAAAACAGAUCUAGAUCUAAAAUAUGCCAAGGGGAGCACUUCUGGUUUGAUUAGAAUAAUACAAUAAAAGUAAUUGGUGUAAAUGUUGAAGUUGGAAAUGGUCAGAAUACUUCUUUUUCUUUACACAUUUGCCAAUACACAGGAGGAGGAAAACUGUUCAGCCACAAAAAGCAGAUCUUACUAAAUUUUAGUGGCUUAUGUCAGUUACCUCAUGAUUACUAAUGUGUGAAUUUUAAACCUCUCAUUGGCUUCCAUUUUCUGUCUCAUCCCUCCCAACCCAGCUCAGAUUCAUGAUAUGAAUUUAUGUCAAUGUUUAUGAUCUCUGCUUCUGGUACAUUCCAGUCAAAUACUUGGACAUGCAGUUACAGCGUGGGCAGUUCUUAUUUCCACUCUUAAUUUUCUGAAUGUAAUGUUAAAAUACAUAGGCCAGAUACAGUAAUUUUAUGUAUUUUUCAUUCAAGCUGCUCAAUCUUUGUAGCAGUGACCUUUACAGGUAUUCUAAAAAAAAAAAAAAGACACCAAACCACAAAACACAAACCCAAAAAUUUGCUUUGGUAGUUACACCAAUACUACGAUAUCCUGAGUCUCUGUAUGGUAUUUCAAACCUGUGGUGUUAAGAUAUUGCUAUACCUCAAGAGAGCUUAAAACUUUUCUCCUGACCGUAUAAUUUUUAAUACUUGGCCAUCUGUGUGCUUAUCUGUAGCUUUUUUUCCAUUGCCUGUAAUACGUACUAUUUUCUUAUGUUUUAUAUUCAGUUAAUACCAUAUUCUAGGAAGGUGAAUAUUUUUUAAAAGAAGCUUACGAAUGGAAAUCUGACCAGAAAGUUAGUUGAAUUAUAUUACUUUGCAAAGCGAAGAAAACUGGAUAUCCUUGGAAAGAGUUAUCUAAAAGCCUUAUCUUUACUUUGGUCAGGUUGCCUUAAACAGUUCCGUAGCUUAAAUUUUUUUUUCUUCUUACCUUUCUGGAAAGCAUGUUGCCAAAGUUUUAGACCUUGCCCACACCUAAUCUUCAUUGAUUUGCUUUUGAGGUUACAUCUAAAGCAAGACUGAUACGGAGGAGAGAAGUAAUGUCCUAUUUCGUAGGCCAGAUGAAAUGGUUGAGACACUUAUUUCUCUCUAGAAAUACUCAGUUCUGCUAUGAAACUAGAGCAGGUAAACACUUCUGUUGCAGUUCCUGAAGGAGAGGAGGGACUCUUAAAAAAAGCAGUUUUAUUUUUCUAUAAUCUAGGUGUGUUACAGAUAGUACACUGGAGUUUUUUUAUUCCAUUUUGACAGUAAUUAGGCAUAAAUGAGUGUUCAACCUUAUUUGGUCAAUCCAAAUAAGUAUUGACUAGAAAAUGGUAUAUUGUAUAUAUAUAGUGACUGCUUAGAGUUCAAAAAAUUAUUUUAAAAAUGGGCUUUAAGGUACUUGAAAUCUUAUUUUGUCGUAUCUGACUUUUAAUGUUUUGCAAUCAAAGACACAGUCUAUUCUGGGUAAAUAGGUGGAAACAGUACAGUACUGGCAAAAAUCCUUUACACUCCUUAAAUAUAUGAGACUAGGCUGUUCAGGACACAAAGCACCUGCAUGCAAUUUGUGUUGGGAUAUUUAAGGUCUGCAUACUUGGAGGUAGCUGGCAAAUUGUAGUAAAUUUACUAAAAGGCCUGUUCUCACCAGGCCAGGAGUGGGAAAGACACUAUAUGUUCAUGUAACAGUUUAAUAACUGUGCAAAUUGCGGCUUUUCUGUGGACUUAGCAAAUCAUCACAGCUGUAUGUUUCUGUAUUAAUUAUUUUUUCCUUCUCCUCGUAGGAGAAUCUCCUACAUUGUAAAUUGCAAAAUUAUUUUUUAUGUUAGAUUGUGCCUGUGAUGAGAAAAAUCUCAACGGUAUUUUGUGUUAACUGUCAAGUUUUUAUACUUUGGAACUCGGAGGCAUGGUCUAAUAGCAAUAAUGGAAUAUGCAUCUUGCUAGUUAAUAUGUUAAGGCCAUCUUUACGGGGACAGGUUAUUUUUUGUUGAUGUUGAUGCAGUUUUUAUCUCAAUAUGACUCCUUUCAAAUAAAUAACUAGACUUUUUAGAUGUCACAAGGUGGCAUAUUUAUUGUGAUGUACUGUAAACGUUGUUAAUUUACAGAAAUUGCACUUUUAUAUUUCUGAGUAAAAUUAAAAGAAAUGUGGACAUGA